This is a messenger RNA of Vigna radiata var. radiata (mung bean), 641 nucleotides long. RefSeq names its product thioredoxin H-type. The record is from RefSeq and is a predicted model, not a curated record. Bases 83 to 445 code for a protein of 120 amino acids. The transcript is spliced from 3 exons. NCBI's taxonomy places the organism in Eukaryota, Viridiplantae, Streptophyta, Magnoliopsida, Fabales, Fabaceae.
CUGCUAUGGCUAUGUUGGAUAUUCAAUAUUGAAAUUUUGUAACUGUCAAAGGUUUCUUUCUGAGAAAAUAAGGAUAGAGAGAAUGGCCGGCGCAUCCGAAGAGGGACAAGUCAUCGGCUGCCACACCAUCGAGGCUUGGACGGAACAACUCCAAAAGGGCAAUGAUUCCAAGAAACUCAUUGUGGUGGAUUUUACUGCUUCUUGGUGUGGACCAUGCCGUUUCAUUUCUCCAUUCCUGGCUGAGCUGGCUAAGAAGUACGGAAAUGUCAUAUUUCUGAAGGUGGAUGUAGACGAAUUAAAGAGUGUUGCUGAAGAUUAUGCUGUUGAGGCAAUGCCGACUUUUGUGUUUGUGAAAGAGGGAACUCUUCUGGGGAGAGUGGUGGGAGCAAAGAAGGAAGAAUUGCAGCAGACAAUAGAGAAACAUGUGUCUGCAGCUAGUGCUUAAUCUUGCUUAUCUCAGCAGUUUACUUUCAGUUUUAAAGACAUUUUAUGCUUUGGUAUUUAUGUUUUAGAAUCUUGUAUUAGACACUAAGUAGCUUUUUACUCUGUCAUCUCUUUCUGGAUACCAACUGCUGCUUUGCUUCAGUCUUAAAUAAUACUGGCUGUGCUUUCUUAAAUUAUAUCCAUCAAUCAUAAUUACA